Molecule: messenger RNA, 1317 nt
Organism: Brassica oleracea var. oleracea
Lineage: Eukaryota; Viridiplantae; Streptophyta; Magnoliopsida; Brassicales; Brassicaceae
Exons: 2
Coding region: 1-1317 (438 amino acids)
Source: RefSeq, a predicted model, not a curated record
AUGGAUGAGAUAUCACAAACUUUUAGAGAUGUUUUGCCACAACCAAAUAUAGCUCCUGAGUCAUAUUAUGAGAUGAAGAAUCUAAUGAAGUCGCUUGGUCUCCUUGUUGUGAAGAUCGAUAUUUGUGAGGAUAAUUGCAUGUUAUUUUGGAAAGAAGAUCGCGAGCUGUUGGCGUGUCGGUUUUGUGGAAAAGAUAGAUAUCACCAAAAGAACCAUGGAAAGGGGAAAAGGCGUCCAAAACAGAGAAUGUUCUAUUUGCCUAUUACAGAGAGGUUGAAGCGUCUUUACCAACAAGAGGCUACUGCAUCACAAAUGCGAUGGCACGCAGAACAUGAGUCGCCAGAAGGAGAAAUGCACCACCCUUCUGAUGCAGCAGCGUGGAAGCAUUUUAACAAGGUAUAUCCUGAUUUCGCUGCGGAAAGUCGAAAUGUUUAUCUAGGAUUAGCAACAGAUGGAUUUAAUCUAGUGGGUAUGAGCGGUGAUUCCCACUCGGUUUGGCCCGUCAUUGUAACCCCGUAUAACCUACCUCCUGGUAUGUGUAUGAAAAGAGAAUAUUUCUUUUUAUUAGUACUAGUUCCUGAGCCAAGGCAUCAAAAGAAAAGCAUUGAUAUCUAUCUGCAGCCGUUAAUUGAAGAACUAAAAAGUUUGUGGAGCGAUGGAGUUGAAGCAUAUGAUGUCUCGAGGAAGCAAAAUUUUACGAUGCGAACCGCACGAACCGCCCUAAUGUGGACAAUUAAUGACUUUCCCGCUUACGGCAUGAUGUCCGGAUGGAUGACUCAUGGCCGUUUAGCUUGUCCAUAUUGUCUUGAUGAUACAAAGUCUUUUUGGUUGCAACAUGGAAGGAAGCAUAGCUGGUUUGACUGUUGUAGAAUGUUCUUGCCUAGGGAGCAUCCUUACAGAAGAAAUGUCCAAGCUUUUCGAAAGGGGAAGACAGUAACUGAUGAUCCUCCACCAUGGUUGACGGGAGAAGAAAUUCUCCGCGAAAGAAUCAACAACAUCGAAGGACUGAAGAAAACUGUCGAUUGUGGAGGAAAUGGACACGAGAAACCUGCGAGCACUAUAAACGGCUAUGGCAAAGACCACAAUUGGGUGAAGAAAAGUGGUCCAGUGCAUUAUAGAUGGAUGUAUCCUUUCGAGCGAUACAUGUACCAUCUGAAAAAGAAAGUUAAAAAUAAGGCACACAUUGGAGGUUCCAUCGUUGCACAAUAUGUGAAUGAGGAAAUAUCUACCGCUUCUGCUAACUUCUUUGGUAAUCCACAAGUAGUACCUGAGGUUCCACUUCCCAGAGAAGUUCGGUUUACUUAUCUUAUCUGGUAA